UUGUACACACACACACUACACCGCAAGCAAGUAAACGUCAAAGAACUAAGAAGCGGCGGUAUUCACGUACGUCACUUGCGUUCAUUUUAAUGGCGGAAAGGCUGACUUUACUCUCCACCCUACGUGUUUGUCGUUAGAGAUUUACCUCUUGGGCAGCAGGUGAGGUCAAAUGCAGAGGGAAGGAGCGGAAAAGCUUUGCUGACAGGUGGAAAACAGGGAAGAAAAGGGGAAGAAAUGGACGAGCAUAAAGCGGCGCUGACCGAGAGCCUCAUAAUAUGGCUGCAGACCUUCAACACUUCUGCACCCUGCAGGACAGUGGGGGAGCUGACCACUGGAGCGGCAAUAUCACAAGCACUGCAUCAAAUAGACCCAGCCUGGUUCACCGAUGGAUGGCUCGGCCGUAUCAAAACAGAUGUUGAGGACAACUGGAGACUGAAGAUAAACAACCUGAAGAAGAUCCUUCAGAUGGUGGUUGAUUAUUAUAAUGAGGUCUUAGCUCAGGAAAUCUCAGACUUCCCCUUACCCGAUCUGGCCUUGGCGGCAGAGCAUUCAGACCCUGUGGAGCUUGGGAGGCUGCUACAACUUGUGUUAGGCUGUGCUGUCAGAUGUGAGCGUAAACAAGAAUACAUUCAGAUCAUCAUGACCUUGGAGGAGUCUGUGCAGCAUGUUGUCAUGACAGCCAUCCAGGAGCUCUUGAGUAAAGAGACCAUGGCCCCAUUUGGAGCAGAACUGUCAGGGGACUUGGAACAGCAGCUGAAAAAAGCCCUCGAGGACCUCGCUGAACUUCUAACAGAGAAGGAAGCGUUAGCCCAACGCUGUCAAGAGCUGGACAUACAGGUGGCUGGUCUACAAGAGGAACGGAACAGCUUAUUGGCUGAGAAUGACGUCCUGACAGACCGAGCCAAUCAACUGGACACAUUCGAUGAUCCAAGCACGCCCUCAGGGAGAAAACACAGCCAGUUGCAGCAGCAGUUCGAGACGCUGCAGGAGGAGAAUUUCAGGCUGGAGGCCGCUAAGGAUGAUUACCGGAUCCACUGUGAAGAGUUAGAGAAGCAGCUGAUUGAGGUUCAGCACCGUAAUGACGAGCUCACCAGCCUCGCAGAAGAAUCUCGAGCUCUCAAAGAUGAACUAGACGUUUUGAGGAACUGCUCAGACCGAGUGGUGAUGCUGGAGGCCUCAGUGGAAACAUACAAGCGUAAACUGGAGAACCUGGGUGAUCUGAAGAGGCAGAUGAAGCUGCUGGAGGAGAAUAACAUGACUUACAUGCAGAACACUGUAAGCUUGGAGGAGGAGCUGCGCAAGGCCAACGCUGCCCGCGCACAGCUUGAGACGUACAAGAGACAGGUCCAGGAGCUACACAGGAAGUUGUCUGAGGAAACGAGGCGAGCGGACAACCUAGCCUUUGAGAUGAAGAAGUUAGAGGAAAAGCACGAGACUGUGAUGAAGGAGAAAGAGAGGAUCAUUAUCGAGAAAGAGUCUCUGAAGGAGAUCAACGAGGAGCUGCGAUGCACUCAGGCUCAACAGCACCAGCUCUUCCAAGCAGGGAUGCUUCCUUCUGGCAGCCCCAGUCAUGAUAACCUGGCAGCUGAAUUAAUUCCCAUUGAGUACAGAGAAAAGUUCAUCAGGCUGCAGCAUGAGAACAAGAUGCUGAGAGUGCAGCAGGAAGAGUGUGAGAGGGAGAAGAUCGCUGCACUGCAGGCUCAGCUGGAGGAGGCACAUAAGACACGCAGCGAACUGGACACCGAGAACAGACUGAGUCGAGAGCGGGUCACCGAGCUGCAACAGCAGGUCGAGGACCUCCAGAAGGCUCUGCAGAGUCAGGCGGACAAACCUGACGAUUCGAACCUGAAGCGGAAACUCGAUGCACACAUGGUCCAGCUCAACGAAGCUCAGGACGAAAUCAUGAAGAAGAAAGAGCUGCUGGAGGACCUUCAGCCUGACAACACUCAGAAUUCCUUGAAACUGGAUGAGCUGAUGGCCGCUCUGAAGAAGAAGGAUGAUGACAUGAGGGCCAUGGAAGAGAGGUACAAAAUGUACCUGGAGAAGGCUCGCAAUGUGAUCCGUGCGCUGGAUCCAAAGCUAAAUCCAGCCACCGCUGAGAUCCAAGCUCUGAGGAACCAGUUAGCAGAUCGGGACAAGCAGAUUCUCAACCUGGAGCGUCAAUGUGAGCAAGCCAGACUGAGAGAGUAUGAGGAGAAACUAAUCGUCACAGCAUGGUACAACAAGAGUCUGAACUUUCAGAAGCUGGCGAUUGAAUCACGUCUCGGUGGCUGCACCUCGUCCAUGGUGUCACCCGCUCAGUCUUUCUUGUCCCAGCAGCGGCAAGUCUCAAAUGCCCCACGGCGGGCACUUUCCAUCAGCGUGCCUGCCACUACCUCCAAGUAGACCUUGUCGUAGAGCCAAAUGUCUCACUUUUAUUCAGUUAAGGGGAAAAAGAAUCACUCCCUCCCACCUGUGAGCACUCAAGUGACCUUAAACACAUCUGCUCUCAGCGCUUGGGGCGAGGGGGGUUCACAGAUGAGCUGAUUGGGAUCAAAGCACUUAUCAAUCACAACCCACCUGAGGUUAUAACCUACUGUCCCACAGGCUGACUUCUGCAUAGAACAUGAACCCACAACCUGUGUCAACCUCACUAGUUCGAGUAGCGCGCACUAUCCCAAGCAUAGAUUAAGAGAAUGUCCCCAAUCUGCCCUGUUUGCUUUACCAACUGCAGAAUCAGCUGAAUACUUCACUCUUUUAUAUCCUGUCAUGUUGUGCACCUGAUCAGGAAUGAGACAAGUUAAAUGAAUGCUUAAUUAUUCUAUUCAAAAUCGUAGCCCAUAAUAUAUGAAUGAACAUAUAAUAUAUAUAUACACGAAUGUGAUUUUUAAAAAAGGGUUAACUGAAUGCUAAAGCCAGCUAAAUGUAAUUUCAGAUGAUUGUUGGUGUGUGGGGAAAUCUGUACCAUCAUACUAUGCAGGUAAGGGUAAGGAAAUAAAGUUAUCAGGAGGCAGACUGAUGAAAAAAACAAACUGAGAAAAUGAUUGCUAUAUUUGGUGCUGGCCACCAACUGCUUUUGAGCGUCAAACAUCAGUCACUUAAUAACAACAAGCCCAUCACAAAGCUGUGAAAAUAAAUCAUAUUAAGUAAAAUCAACCUCUGAGGUGCUGCAACAACAAAUCCUACUCAAGAUAUCCAGGACUAGUGUAUUUAUCGUGUAUUUUCUAUACUCCUAAAGUGUGAUUUGACUUCCUUACUGGCAGCAUGCUCUAAAACGGACAGGCCUUUCUAUUCACUGAAUCUCGAAGCUAAUUUAGUAGUGAGUAAUCAAGUCUAUUAUCUAUGAAGUUGUACAACUGUAAUGUAAACAUGAUUUGAACACCAGCUUCUGAUUCAAAUGUCAGAACCAGGUUAAGCUUUCUUCAAGUAUCUGCAAAUUGUAACUGGAGAAUUUUAAGUACUGUAGUCGAUAUUGUAUUUAAUCACGGACAUGUUUUUCAGGCUGUUUUAGUGUCGGUGGAGGUUCAGAGUGAAGAGCGCUGUAAAGAGGUGUUUUCUUUGAUAUGGUGUGUUCUUGGCUGUCCGGCCGUAUGGAGUCUUAAGUUAAGCUGCACUAGUUUCACAACAUGAAAUGGCUGUUUAUUGCCUUGUCCCUCUGUACGUUUGCAAUAACACUAAAGAGCUAUUUUGUCAUUUUGUUUUGCCAUUCGUGAUCAAUAGAUGUAUGUCACAGCGCUUUUACUUUCCUUUGCAGUGGAUGAUUCUUGUAGAUUGCUGAUUUAAAAGCUGUGUCAUUUAUAUGAGAAUAAGAAGUACGAUCAAACGUAGCACAGCACAGAAACUACAUGUGUAGUGUUAUAUGUUUGUCUGUAAACGAAGGAAAAAAGUGAGGAAGGCAUUAUGAAUUUUCAGGAAUUUAAGGAGUUAAACAUUUUAAAUCCUUUGGUCUUCUUGUGAAUGAAUAAAUUCUUUUUCUAAAAA
Messenger RNA from Larimichthys crocea (large yellow croaker), 3960 nucleotides. It is a transcript of the gene hook1, whose product is annotated as hook microtubule-tethering protein 1. The transcript has 22 exons. Gene Ontology annotation, molecular function: microtubule binding; dynein light intermediate chain binding. The record is from RefSeq and is a predicted model, not a curated record. Gene Ontology annotation, biological process: cytoskeleton-dependent intracellular transport; cytoplasmic microtubule organization. The coding region runs from base 235 to 2385 and encodes 716 amino acids. Gene Ontology annotation, cellular component: centrosome; cytoplasm. Lineage: Eukaryota; Metazoa; Chordata; Actinopteri; Sciaenidae.